Molecule: messenger RNA, 2794 nt
Organism: Hyla sarda
Lineage: Eukaryota; Metazoa; Chordata; Amphibia; Anura; Hylidae
Gene: ESCO2
Product: establishment of sister chromatid cohesion N-acetyltransferase 2
Exons: 10
Coding region: 155-2116 (653 amino acids)
Biological process (GO): mitotic sister chromatid cohesion
Cellular component (GO): chromatin; nucleus
Molecular function (GO): protein-lysine-acetyltransferase activity
Source: RefSeq, a predicted model, not a curated record
GAGCGCGUCCCUGCUGUAUGUGACGUCACGGCACCCACGCGGUGCAUGCUGGGACAAGGACUUCGGUUUGAAUAGUCUGGCGGCAAAUUUGCGCAGCCGGAUCGUAGUGAGAACCGGACACAUCACCCGCUCCGCGCCCGACACCACACCCGCCAUGGCCGCCCGGACCCCGAGGAAGAGGAAGCAGAGUCCCGCCAGCGCAGACGGACGCUGGUCAUCUUUUGGAACGCCAGUCAAGAAGAUAAUAGUGGAUUGCAGCGUCGUUCUGACCCCGCUCCAGCCCCGGAACCCGAACAGCAAUUGUGCCGUAAGACGCUCACCAACGCCGAGCUACACGAAUAUCAAGGACCCCAAGGAUAAGGAGAACAUGGCGGUGUCCCCUCAGAAGAGCAGCGUCGCCCGGAAGCUCAUCGUCUCGCCGGUGCUGGCAGAGCGCAGCGACAAAGACGCUUACGUCUUCUCCCCGGUGAAGUCACCUGACACCUCCCCCAAGGUGCCGGCGAGGUCUUUCUAUAAGGAGAGCAAAUACGUGACGCCGGUGGACCGCAAGCGGAUCAGCGAGAGUAGAGGACGGAUCGGUCGGGACAAGUCGCCUCCGGGCGUAAAAACGAGCAGCAAGGAAGCUUCUAAAUUCACCAGGGUGAAAAAAACGCUGACUGCAAAGAAAAGGAAGUCGACUGGAAACAGUGCGCCUGUGAAAAAAAUGCAAGUGGCACGGGCGAGAAAUAAGACUACCCCGUCACCGAAAAACCAAAGCGCUCCCCUUCCAAAGACAGAGCAGAGCGACGCGUCGCCUAAAGCUGCCCAAGAGCCGAACGUUCUGAGAACCGCCAUCUUGGGGCUAAAGAUGAAACCGAGGCCUAAGCUGACAAUGGGCGCGGCCUUCUUCGCCACCAGCAAGAAGCCGCACUCUGUGCCUAAGAGGAUCCCGACCCACGCCAAAUUUCCUACGUCUUCCAAACCGUCCUUCAGACCCAGGAAAGAGAGCGUGGCGUCAACGGCGAAUACUCAGGCCGCUGCCCAUGGCGGCAAAGUAGCAGAUGGCGGUGGGCAGAAAGAAGUCACUGGUUGUGCUCCACCUGUUGGGGGGAAGAAUCAGAGUGGGGGGCGCCACAAGGGAAACAAGAUGGAGAUGAAGAGCCUGGAAGAGAAUGGUGCCGGCCUACAACAAGAGGGCGCCACCACCAUGGAAGCAAACAAUGAACCUCCGACCGUGUUUGACGCAGACGACUCGGUACUGAAGUCAUCAGAUAAGAAAGACUCCACAAUUUACCCCAUCUUCAGCACCCCCUCCGUGACUAAGAAAAGACCUGUAGAUUUCCGGACGGAUUUGGCGUCCCCGGUCUGCUCCAGUACUCCGCUGAAUGUGCCGUCUGCCUUACACAAAGCGCCAAAACUGAGCAAGAAAAAGGAGAGUCUGGCUGAAGAUCAGCUGAUCAUUGAUGCUGGUCAGAAGCACUUCGGUCCGGUGUUGUGCAGCACCUGCGGGAUGAUCUAUGCGGCGGCCAGUGUAGAGGAUGAGGCGCAGCAUGCACAGUAUCACCAGAGACUGCUGGAGAGCAUCCGCUAUGUGGGUUGGAAAAAAGAGCGAGUUGUGGCCGAAUUCUGGGACGGAAAGAUCCUAAUGAUUUGCCCUGAAGAUCCAAAAUACGCCCUGAGAAAGGCGGAGGAGGUGCGAGAACUUGUGGACACGGAGCUUGGCUUCCAGCAGACGAGCCUGAAUUCUCCCAGUAGGACCCGCACUUACCUGUUUGUGACCAAUGAUAAGAAGAUAGCCGGGUGCCUGAUCGCCGAGCCCAUCAAACAGGCGUUCCGGGUCCUGGCGGAGCCACCGUCUCCUGACACGAAGUCCACGCUGGAGCGGCACCGAGCCUGGCGCUGCUCCUCAGAACCUCAGCCGGCCAUCUGUGGCAUCAGCAGGAUCUGGGUGUUCGCCCUGAUGCGCAGGAAAGGCAUCGCCAGCCGUAUGGUGGACACCGUGAGGAGUUCAUUCGUCUACGGCUCGCGCCUGACGACCGACGAAAUUGCCUUCUCCGACCCCACGCCGGACGGGAAGCUUUUCGCCAGCACCUACUGCGCGGUCCCUGACUUCCUGGUCUACAACUUCCUCAGUUAGAUGUUUCCGCAGUCAUCCAUAACCUCCCAGCCAUUGCAAUAUCUACCUGCAUCAGGGCAUGCUGGGAGUUGUAGUUUUGCGGUGGCUGGAGUUCCGGGUUUCGAGUUUGUUGCACUUUCUUUCUUUUGCUUUUUGUUUGCUGCUAGAACAGAUUGUCCUCGUGUUUUGUUUAUAAAGUUGGGAUGAGGAGAGGAUUUUAUUCAGUUUUUUUAUAUAUAUAUUUUUUUUUUAUAUUUAGUAUGUUAAAGGGGUACUCCACACCUAGACAUCUUAUCCCCUAGCCAAAGGAUAAGGGAUAAGAUGUCUGAUCGCGCGGGGGCCACAGCUGGCACCCCCAAAAUCUCUGCAGUGCGGGUGUCGUGACGUCACAGCCAGGCCCCCUCAUGACGUCACUGCCACGCCCCCUCAAUGCAAGUCUAUAGGAGGGGGAGUGGUGGCUGUCACGCCCCCUCCCAUAGACUUAAAUUGAGGGGGCGUGGUGUGACGUCACGACCGCCGCUGCCCGCUCCAAGCUUUCGGAACAAAAUGUUCCACACGCUGGGGCAGCGGAGUACCCCUUUAAGGAGGGUUCAAAGCCGGGAUCUCGGAGCAGAUGGAGUGUCCUUUAGUGUCUUGUUUUCUGCCUUCAGUAGUUAAAGGGGUUAUCCUGGGAAUUUUUUUUUUUUUUUUUUUUUUUUU